Messenger RNA from Eurytemora carolleeae, 1932 nucleotides. RefSeq lists its product as uncharacterized. Gene Ontology annotation, molecular function: protein binding. NCBI's taxonomy places the organism in Eukaryota, Metazoa, Arthropoda, Copepoda, Calanoida, Temoridae. The transcript has 19 exons. The record is from RefSeq and is a predicted model, not a curated record. The coding region runs from base 340 to 1932 and encodes 530 amino acids.
ACUCCGUCCAACAUAGGCUUAUAUUAACUAAUGCUGUUGUAUCACUUUUAUUGCAAUUUAUUGCUUUUAAAAUUUACUAUGCCAAGCUUUUUUAUGUAAUUGAAAUAUUUAACUAAAAUUAUUAUGUAAGUGUCUGCACGACGCACAAUCUGAAAUAAUCAAUCUUCUUUGUUAAAUUGAUUGAUAAAUUAUUAUUAUCAUGAAGUUGUCGGAUAGUUUGAAUAUCCUGCCACCAUUUAUGACAAUAUUCCAUCUUUUUGGGUCAAUAAUAAUAAUAAUAAAAAUAACAAUAAUAAUCAUAAAUAUGAAAUUUCGUCUUUUCAUGUUUCGAGGAUUUUGAUGUUUCAGAGAGAGAAUGCUCUCAGAUUACUGAUUGAAUAUACAAGUAUCAAGCAUCAAAUGGCUAAAAGGAGAAGUUUAAAGCAUCAACUGCUUAGUAUGGAGAUCAACUUUCAGAAUGGGAACCCUGAAGACCCCCCUAGAGAUGGGGAUACUACUAUAGAAUGUUUACAUGAAGAUUGUCUUGGUCUUAUCCUCAACAUGUUGGACCCUGCCACAGUUGCUGUUUUCGAGAGGACCAGCAAACACAUAUAUUCUAUGAUAGAAACACAUCAGUACUGGAGAAGGUUGCUGAAACGACUUCUUGCCGCACACCCAUAUCUUAAAGCAAAGGUGUGUUCUACCUGGAAUGUAGAUCUGAACAACCUGGAUUCAAAGGAUCUUAAAUAUUCAAAGAGUUUGUACAAGAAACUAGCUCGUGAGUUGAACCAGUUUUGGAAGCGCAGUGAUCGAUGGGAACCAACGGUCACACGGAACUCAAUGUUCUUUUGCCAGAAACAGAAGAAUCAGAAGAUUGUUAGCCUAAAAGUGGCUGGGGAUCACAUAGUGACAGUAUUGGGCCCAAGAACUAGAUCUGAUGAUGCUAUAUUUACAAUUAAAGUAUUUGACAGGCAGAGUGAGGCCUGUAUCCACGAGAUAUCCUCCCUGUCUGAUAAACCAGAAUACCUUGUCUUCUCCUCAAAAUAUAAUCUCCUAGUUGCAAAGGCGCAUGAAUGUCAUAGAACUCUGCCUGACACAAUCAAUAUUUGGUCAUUCUUUCCACAACCUGAUCCUCUUCUUAGACGCUAUCAUCUUAAAUCCAGCGGUAUUGGAGCUAGAUGCACUUCCAUAGUCAUCAAGGAGGACUUCUACUUCGGGUCCAGCAAAAAGGACGUUGUCGUAAUGGCCCCCACAAGGUACAAUAACAAGUCAGUUGUCAGAUUCCUUUCCCUGAAAAAAGUAGAUUUUAGCCCGGAAUCCUAUCCUCAGGGAGCAUGGAAAAGAGAUUUGAAAGGAGAUAACUGUGUGGUCACGAACAAUGGACAAAUAUUUCAAGGUGCUGGAGUUGCAAUAGAAGAGGUUGGACGUGUUAUGGUUCCUCAUCUUGUUCAACUUGGAGUUGCAGAUUUCUCCGAGAAAUGGGCAAUUCUAUUCACUGAAGCUCCUAAAGAGCUACCAGAUAGAACCAUUCAACUGAUCGUUAUUGAAAUGGCUUCGAUGGCGGUGAAAUACUUGAUUAAAGCCUAUGAACCAAGAAUAGCUGUGUAUGGUGCUAGUUUACAUCAGCAGGAGCCUGAUGUAGCUGUAACUGUAGGUAAGGACGGAUAUCUCAAGGUGUUUGAUCUGCAUCAUGGUAGAGAAUUGACAACUCAACGUGUUCCUAAACCAAUGGCCAGAACUAAUACGGCCAUUUUGGAUUUCUUUGGGACUACCAGGUUCCUGCUGGGGAGUAUAACAGAUAUCCACGUGUUUGAUCUUCAGUUUCCACUGUAUCCGUCCCAAGAAGCUCGUCUGGAUCGGAUAGAAAGACGGAGGGAACAUAUCCGUACAGUUUCUAUAUACGGAGAUGUUUUCCAGAUGGUUGAGGUACGCGUAGUUCUUCUCAAACAGUAA